AUGAAGACUACAACUUUAUCCCUCGCGGGGUUGUCCCUUCUCCAAUUGACUUUGGCUCAACCUUUUAAUCGUCACAAUGCUCACCGAGCCAUCCACAAUAAGAGAGAUCUGGUUACAGUCGUGGAUACCGUUGUUGUUGCGGCUACAGAGGUUCAGGAAGUCAUCAUCUAUGUUGACUCUGAGGGUAACCCUCUUUCAACCACCACCAAAUACCUUGACAAUGAACCUACAACCACCUACGAAUCCAGUUCAGUUGUCCCUACCUCGAGUUCCUCCGCCACAACCACUACGCCUAUCGUUGAUGUUGCCGUUCAACCAUCCACCCAGAUUGAUGUUGCUGCCGCAAGCACAACACCCGAAGCCCCAAGUGUACAGGUCUCGGUCGCAGUCUCCCUCUCCGUUGCUGUACCUGUCCCUUCCACCGGUCCUGCUUCCCCGGUUGUCGUAACCUCUACUAGUGUUGUUUCCCCUGUUGCCGCAACUUCUACUAGUGUUGCUGCCCCAGUUGUCAGCUCUUCUAGCAGUGCCGUAGUUGCCCCAGUUGCCUCGAGCUCCUCUACCACUUCUUCCGCUGCAGUUGCAUCCACCUCAGCUGUUGUCGCAUCAUCUGGAGGAUUCGGAUUUGCCUACUCACCUUAUAUGGCCAACAGUGCCUGCAAGACUCAAGACCAAGUGAACCAGGACUUUGCCGCUAUUCCAUCUUCAUAUUCUACCGUCCGUAUUUACGGAACUGAUUGCAAUCAAGUCACCACUACCUUGGUCGCCGCCAAGAAGUUUGGAUUUAAAAUCUUUGCUGGUGUGUACGAUUUCACCGAGGUCGCAACUGAAACCCAAGCAAUCGUCGAUGCUGUUGGUGGUGACUGGAGCGUCAUUACCACUAUUUCUAUUGGAAAUGAGUGGGUCAACAACGGUGUCACUGAUGCAGCUGGUGUUGCCAGCGCCGUCGCUACCGCCAGAGGUAUUCUUUCAGCCGCUGGCUAUACCGGAAAGAUUGUAGCCGUGGAUACCUUGGCUGCCACUAAGCUUUACCCAAGCCUGUGCGACAACGUUGAUUAUUGCGCCGUCAACUGCCAUCCUUUCUUCGACACCAACACCGCAGCCGAGGCUGCUGCUACCUUCCUUAGCACCCAAAUCUCCGAGUUACGAGCCCUUUUGAGCAACCCUGACAUGGAGAUUGUCAUCUCUGAGACCGGAUGGCCAUCCGCUGGAACAUCUCACGAUCAGGCGGUCGCUUCUCCCGAGGCCCAGACCACUGCCAUUGCUGCUAUCAAGGGUCUCUUCGCUUCCAACUCAUCCAAUGUUUACCUUUUCAGCACAUUCAAUGAUUACUGGAAGGUUAACACCCCCGCUCUUUACAUGGCCGAACAAGCAUGGGGUUACCUUGGAAAUGCUCCUUCGGAUGUAUCAGCUGGCUUGAUCUAA
Messenger RNA from Sclerotinia sclerotiorum 1980 UF-70, 1422 nucleotides. RefSeq lists its product as hypothetical. Bases 1 to 1422 code for a protein of 473 amino acids. The transcript has 2 exons. The record is from RefSeq and is a predicted model, not a curated record. Lineage: Eukaryota; Fungi; Ascomycota; Leotiomycetes; Helotiales; Sclerotiniaceae. Gene Ontology annotation, molecular function: 1,3-beta-glucanosyltransferase activity; glucan endo-1,3-beta-D-glucosidase activity. Gene Ontology annotation, cellular component: fungal-type cell wall; extracellular region; cell surface. Gene Ontology annotation, biological process: cell wall organization; carbohydrate metabolic process.